AUGUCGACUCCCAUACCCCAGCCACCUACAGUUCCUUUUCUUGGAAAUACUCGCGACUUGGACAGAGACGUACCGAUCCAGUCUUUUAUCCUUCUCGCAAAAACGUAUGGCGAGAUCUAUCAGCUCGAUCUCUUAGGCGGACGAAGAAUUAUAUGUAUCAAUUCGCAUGCCCUAGCGAACGAGAUAUCAGAUGAAAAGAGGUUUAAGAAGAGCCUUGCACCUUCCUUAUAUGAAGUCCGCAAUCUUGUCGGCGAUGGUCUCUUCACUGCUUUUGGCGACGAGGAAAAUUGGGACCGUAUCUUGAUGCCUGCAUUCGGUACGAUGUCCGUGCGAGGAAUGUUAGAUGACAUGAAGGACAUUUGCGGUCAGCUUCUUCUGAAGUGGGAACGGUUUGGACCUCAUGAAGUCAUCGACCCCGCCACCGAUUUCACUCGACUUGCGCUGGAUACAAUCGCGUAUUGUACUAUGUCUUAUCGACUAAAUUCUUUUUAUACUGAAACUCAACCACCCUUUGUCAAGUCUAUGGUCGACUUCUUGAAGGAAAGCUUUGUUCGCACCAAGCGUCCUCAUCUUGUUCAGGCUCUGAUGCGUUCCGCGACGGCUAAAUAUGAAAAUGACCGGAAAAUCAUGCGGGAAUUGGCAAAUUCUAUCAUUGCCGACCGCAAGCAAAAUCCUAUCGACAAGAAAGAUUUGCUCGACCGUAUGCUGAACGCUAAGGACCCCAAGACCGGUCAAGGACUUUCAGAAGAAAGCAUCGGUUAUAAUCUUCUGACGUUCUUGAUUGCAGGACAUGAAACAUCGUCGGGAAUGAUGACCUUCACGGUUUACUACCUACUCAAAAAUCCGGACAAAAUGAGAAAACUUCGAGCCGAGAUUGACGAGGUCUUAGGAGGACGCCCUUUGGAAGUUGAAGAUUUCGAUAAACUCCCUUAUCUUACUGCUGUGAUGCGGGAGUCGUUACGUUUAGGACCAACAGCAUCCGGACGGACAGCAGCACCCCUUGAGGACACUACUCUGGGAGGUGGUAAAUAUUUCGUCAAGGCUGGCAGUGCCCUUACUAUCCAAACCUACAUUAUGCACAGAGACCCCAAAGUAUGGGGAGAAGAUGCAGAAGAAUUUCGUCCGGAAAGAAUGAUGGACGGGAAAUUUGAAGCUUUGCCCCCUAACGCAUGGCAACCUUUUGGUUACGGUUUGAGAGGAUGUAUCGGACGUCCUUUCGCAUGGCAGGAAGUCAUGUUGGUACUCGCGUCUAUUCUCCAAAAGUUCGAUCUAUCCUUGGCCGACCCUUCGUAUACGCUUCAAAUAAGCCAGGCUCUGACCAUCAAGCCCAAGGAUCUCAAGAUACGCGCGAAGCUACGCACGAGCGGGCCUCGUAUUUCUUCAGUAUCUGCCGUUGGCAUCAAGAGAGCCUACGAUGGUCCAGAUGUCAUCCCGUAUCCUGGUGUCGCGGAACCAGCAAAUAGUAAAGCGCCACUUUAUGUUCUGUAUGGCUCCAAUACGGGAACAUCAGAAGGCUUCGCCCAAAGGAUUGCUAGCGAAGCUGCGACGUACAGCUUCGCCGCUAAAAUUGGAACUCUAGACUCGAUUACUGGGCAAUUACCGACCAAUGGCCCUAUUGUCAUCGUUACCGCAUCUUUCGAAGGUGAACCCGCGGAUAAUGCAACUCGCUUCGUUGACUGGUUAAGUAAUCUUCAAGGAGACGAGCUUCGAAACGUCAGCUUCGCGGUAUUUGGAUGCGGCAACUCCGACUGGGUUCAGACAUAUCAGAAAGUACCGAAACUAUGUGACGAACUCAUCGAGAAACAUGGUGGCAGACGGCUGCUUGAGCGAGGAGAGGGCGACGCAAGUCUGGGAAACUUCUUCCAAGUCUUUGAUGAGUACCAAGGAAAGCUGUGGAAGACUUUAUCAAAGGAGUAUUCCACCACGAGGGGAGCCGUGGAUCUUUCAGUCAUUGAUGUGAAGGUCAUUGACGCCGGAGACGAGAGAGCCGAGAGCCUGCGUCAGCCCGAUACAGCCUUGGGUCGACUGCUAGAAAACAAAGUUCUCACUUUAGCGGGACAUCCUGUGAAGAGACAUCUGGAGUUUGAGCUCCCCCCACACAUGAACUACAACGCUGGUGAUUAUUUGGCAAUUCUCCCCCACAAUCCGACGCGAGAUAUCAAUCGUGUGCUCUCUCAUUUUGGUAUUGUGAAAGAGCAACAUGUUAUUAUAUCGUCAACAAGUCCCACUUCCUUACCCGUUGGAAAGCCAGUUGCGUUGUUUGAAGUUCUGAGCGGCUACGUGGAGCUUUCGCAACCGGCGACAAACAAAGACAUUGAAAGAAUCAUCUCGGCUACAACUGACGAUGCUACCAUUUCAUCUCUACAGGGACUUAAGGCUGCCUAUCAGAACGAGGUGAUAGCUAAACGGCUCAGCGUGCUCGACAUCCUCGAGAGAUACCCGUUGGCAUCAGUUUCCCUUGGGACCUUUCUUCAGAUGCUUCCACCUAUGCGCGUGCGUCAGUACUCUAUCUCCUCGUCCCCCCUUUGGAACCCGCAACGUGUCACGUUGACCGUGAGUGUCAUUGAUUCUCCUUCACGUUCCGGAGGAGAGAGAGUAUUUCUUGGAGUCGCUUCGAACUACCUCUCUGGUCUUGUUCCUGGGGAACGGGUCCGGAUGGCAGUCAGGAACUGUUCCUCGGCGUUUCGUCUACCAUCAGACCCGACCGUACCUAUUGUGAUGUUUUGUGCCGGCUCUGGGCUUGCACCGAUGCGUGGGUUCAUGCAAGAGAGAGCCAUGCAAAAGAUAUCUGGUAGAAACGUGGGAAAGGCUCUCUUAUUUUAUGGCUGCAGGAAUCCAGAGGUGGACUAUCUGUAUGGAGAGAGUGACUUGAAGGAGUGGGAGAAAUUAGGUGUCGUCGAGUUACAUCCCGCAUUUUCGAGGGCAGCCGCGUUGUCGGAGGACAGUAGAUAUGUCCAAGAUCGGUUGUGGCAUGAUCGCAAAGCCAUUCUCGAAGCUUAUGAUGCGGGCGCCAAGUUCUUCACCUGUGGUUCUGGCCAAGUUGCGAAGGAGAUCAAGAACAAGUUGGUUGAAAUUCUGGAAACCCAACACAGUCUCGACCAUGAUCAGGCCGUAAAAAUAUUCCAGCAGAUCACGCAAGGACGAUACGCGACUGAUAUCUUCGAUUGA
This is a messenger RNA of Desarmillaria tabescens, 3168 nucleotides long. RefSeq names its product fatty acid hydroxylase. The transcript is spliced from 23 exons. Gene Ontology annotation, molecular function: FMN binding; flavin adenine dinucleotide binding; iron ion binding. Gene Ontology annotation, cellular component: cytosol. The coding region runs from base 1 to 3168 and encodes 1055 amino acids. NCBI's taxonomy places the organism in Eukaryota, Fungi, Basidiomycota, Agaricomycetes, Agaricales, Physalacriaceae. The record is from RefSeq and is a predicted model, not a curated record.